Molecule: messenger RNA, 1440 nt
Organism: Ipomoea nil (Japanese morning glory)
Lineage: Eukaryota; Viridiplantae; Streptophyta; Magnoliopsida; Solanales; Convolvulaceae
Product: F-box/LRR-repeat protein At4g14096-like
Exons: 3
Coding region: 1-1395 (464 amino acids)
Molecular function (GO): protein binding
Source: RefSeq, a predicted model, not a curated record
AUGGAAUCACCAGUAAAAGGCAUUGAUUUCAUAAGCAGUUUGCCGGAUUCAAUAAUUCAUCAAAUCUUGGCGCGGCUUCCAGUUAAAGAUGUCCACCACACAUCCGUCUUGUCCAAGGGCUGGCACCGCUGCGUUUCCGAUUACCCUCUCGCGGAGUUGAGAAUCCCAGUUUCCGAUGAAAAUCAGGUGUCUCCCAACAAUAUACAAGGUUUCUACGCGGGAGCGGAGCGCCGCGUACGCGCCUUCUACCAAGAUAUCCCGUCGUCUCUGCGGAGAAGCAGGCUGCAAAUCGACUUCCCCAAUAAACAAUCCCUUCUCUACUGCAACCGAGUUCUGGGUAUUGUGGCUGAUCAGGAAAGAGUGAAAGAGCAGGAUGUUCGUCUCACCGGUUGUCCCUCGGCGCCGAUCAAUACUUACACCGGCUUCCAGAGAAUCUUGGCCGCCGAUUCUCUCGCCGUGCUGGAGCUGAGUCGCUGCAAGCUCACUCUUCAGAGAUUGGAGGUGAAGCUUCCCAAUCUGCGGAAGAUCGGUUUUGUGGAUUGCGCGUUGUCCAGGAGAGAUCGCGUGUUGCACAAGUUCCUGCUGGGAUCGCCGUCCGUCGAGCACCUCCGCAUCCGCAACUGCGACCGGAUAGAGAGAGCCGUCGGCGGUGUCUACAAGAUUGUGAUUCCGGCGGAGAAUCUCAAGUAUUUUGAAUGCGUGGUCCGGAGAUGCUACCCACAGACGGUGACCAUGGACAUCCAGUCCCGGGUUCUCCGCUCUUUCCGUUUCAAGUACUCACCGUCGCCGGCGCGUGGCAAACACCCGCCGCAUUUCAGGAUGAACAUCGACCUCACGCGCCACCCAUCCCUGAUGCAGUUGCGGCUGACAAGGGUGACGUUUCUCCGGCGCUCCGAUCGCCUCCCAAUGAACUUCAUCCCCGGAGCCUUGGCCGCCGUUCAAGAUUUGCGUCUAAAAUUCUGCCGGUUUCAGCCAAGAAAGUUCGUCCCCGACCGCACCAUUCUCACCCAGAGCCUUAGCAGAUUGGUGUUGUAUGAAAACGUAGGAUUCAACCUCGGCGUCAACAUUGUUGCCCCAAGUUUAGUUUCGCUCAAAUACCAUAAUUCUUCUAAGCACCCAUCAAACCCUUUGUCUCACAUUAUCGCCCCAAACCUCCAGGACAUUCAUAUCAAAAUCAAAGCACCCACUCAGCUUUCUCUCAUAGCCUCCAUUAAUGAUGAACUCAAGAAGCUUAGAAUCUAUCCCUAUGUUAACAUACAAUGCUUCCCUCUUCCCAACAAAGAACAGCAAGGGAUAGUGAUGAAACAAAAGCUAUUUGAAGUGAACUGGAAAUCUCAGCUGGAAUGUGAAUCAUUUGUAGGUAAUGGUGUAUGCAUAUCAUCCCGGACUUGCUGAUUUAUUCUCCAUGAUGAAGAUCCCAAUCAUCCAUCAGAAGUCGUU